Haliaeetus leucocephalus (bald eagle) is the source of this 1092-nucleotide messenger RNA. RefSeq names its product 2-oxoglutarate receptor 1-like. Gene Ontology annotation, molecular function: G protein-coupled receptor activity. The transcript has a single exon. NCBI's taxonomy places the organism in Eukaryota, Metazoa, Chordata, Aves, Accipitriformes, Accipitridae. The coding region runs from base 1 to 1092 and encodes 363 amino acids. Gene Ontology annotation, cellular component: plasma membrane. Gene Ontology annotation, biological process: G protein-coupled receptor signaling pathway. The record is from RefSeq and is a predicted model, not a curated record.
AUGGCAUCUGAAUGCACCAGCAAUUUUACUACCCUGCCAGGCUGCGCACACCCGCUGACAAGCUGCAAGGAUGAAGAUUUCUUACAGGUGAAAUCCUAUGUCUCCAUCCUUUACGGCCUAAUCUUCCUGGUGUGCUUCCCAGGCAACAUCGUGACAAUUCUUGUUUACUUUGUCAAGAUGAGGCCCUGGAAAAGCAGCACCAUCAUGAUGUUAAACCUGGCUAUCACUGACCUAUUAUAUGUAGCCACGCUUCCUUUCUUUAUACACUACUCUGCUAAUGGAAAUAACUGGAUUUUUGGAGACUUCAUGUGCAAGUUUGUUCACCUUUGUUUCUACUUCAACAUGUACAGCGGUAUCAUCUUCCUUAGCUGCUUCAGCAUCUUCCGCUUUUUUGUAGUUGUCCACCCAAUUAAAUGCUUUUUUGUUCAAAACCGGAGAUGGGCAGUGGUGACUUGCACAGUAGUUUGGACGAUUUCCUUGGCAGCCGUCAGCCCCUUGGGCAUCUUGAUUGCCACGAGGCAGACGCAGAACAGGACGAUCUGCCCGGACCUGGCUGCCGCUGAGGACCUUGACACUAGUCGGUGGUAUAACUGGCUGCUGACUGGCCUGGCCUUCUUCUUGCCCUUGCUGACGGUGACUCUGUGCUACACGCUCAUUAUUUACACCUUGGCUAUCGGGCCCCACACGCGGGCUUGCUACAAGCUAAAGGCUCGCAGACUCGCUGUCAUCCUCUUGGUGGUCUUCUAUGUGUGCUUCCUCCCCUACCACAUCUUUCGAGGGAUUCGGCUGGAGCUCCGAGUACGACUGGUUAGCUGCCACUUGAAGAACACAAUCCUUCUUAUGUUCAUUAUAGCUAAACCUUUAGCAGCGUUAAAUACUUUUGGAAACUUACUGCUCUACGUAGUGACGGGAGACAACUUCCAGCAGGCGAUCCUCUCGCUCCUCAAGUUUCAGACAAACAAGAACUUGAAGAGACUGAUGCCAUCAAAGAGUCACGGAGGAAGGGUCCAAACCAGCCCUCAACCAGCCAGUCACAGCCUCCCUGCCAUCAGAGUACUCAGGUUAACCCUGCCAGCGCCAAAGGAGAGUUAA